Molecule: messenger RNA, 1282 nt
Organism: Gossypium raimondii (Peruvian cotton)
Lineage: Eukaryota; Viridiplantae; Streptophyta; Magnoliopsida; Malvales; Malvaceae
Exons: 5
Coding region: 90-1049 (319 amino acids)
Biological process (GO): protein deubiquitination; endoplasmic reticulum unfolded protein response
Cellular component (GO): nucleus; cytosol
Molecular function (GO): cysteine-type deubiquitinase activity
Source: RefSeq, a predicted model, not a curated record
UACAUAUAAAUAGAGAGCUGAAAUGGUUGUAAAUGGUGUGUAGGUUAUACAGUGUAUCUUAAUCGGCGUUCGUUAGUAACUGUCCGGUGAUGCUUGGUGUAUUGUGCGCACGACCUCCCAAGCCUUGGAUCCUCAACUCCCUAUCUCUGAUCGCCCACGGUGGUUCAGCGGCUCACCAUCACGAAAAUCGUUUAUUGCACUGGCCAUCACAUUUCGCCGAUUUAUCUGCCGCUAAUCGGCGCUGCCGGCACCAUUCAACGGCUUGUCGGCUUGGUGGCGGCUCAGAGGGUGGUGCAGCUUCUAUAUGGCAUGCGAUUUUGCCAUGCGGAGGAGACAGAGGAGUGAAGAAUAGAGGAGAUGUGUGGAAGAAUGUGGAGAGGAAAGGGGAAGGUUCCUGGAAUGUGUCGUGGGAUGCCAGACCGGCUCGGUGGCUUCGAUCGGAUUCUGCUUGGCUUCUGUUUGGGGUCUGCGCUUGUCUUGCGCCGAUGCCGAUGGAUGAAUUUGAUGACGUUAACCUCGAUGCUGAUAAUAAAACCGAUGCUUCUUUAAAUUCAGAUGAAAAUAGUAGUAAUCAUUUGUCUUCAGUUGCUGCCGCUGAUAAUUACAAGGUUACAGGGAUUUUAGCGGAUGGACGAUGUCUGUUCAGAGCAAUAGCUCAUGGAGCUUGUUUGAGGUCUGGAGAAGAAGCUCCUGAUGAAAACCGUCAAAGAGAACUUGCUGAUGAAUUGAGAGCUCAGGUUGUGAAUGAGCUUUUGAAGAGGCGUGAAGAAACAGAAUGGUUUAUUGAGGGAGAUUUUGAUGCUUAUGUAAAGGAAAUUCAGCAACCUUAUGUUUGGGGUGGGGAACCUGAAUUAUUGAUGGCUUCUCAUGUUUUGAAGACUCGAAUUUCUGUCUACAUGAUUCAUAGAAGCUCUGGUAAUUUAAUAAACAUAGCAAAGUACGGUGAAGAAUACCAGAAGGAGAAGGAGAAUCCUAUUAAUGUGCUUUUUCAUGGGUAUGGUCACUAUGACAUACUGGAGUCAUUGCCGGAACUAAUUUCCACCAAAUAAAGACAUAGAAGUUUGGUCUUGUUAUAUGAUUAUGAUUGCAUAAAAAGAAAUAAGCUCAUCUUAUUUUAAAUGGAGGAAUUCCAUUGAACCAAGAAAUAGUCUGAGGUUGAUAAAUUAGUUUGCACCUACCUUGGCUCUUGCAAUAAGCUCAAUACAAUUUUGUAGUUUCUGAGAGUGUUUCUUGAUUUUUAGAACUCAAAUCAAUACUUCAGAUUGGUGAAGCAUUAUAGUUA